Molecule: messenger RNA, 1897 nt
Organism: Myodes glareolus (Bank vole)
Lineage: Eukaryota; Metazoa; Chordata; Mammalia; Rodentia; Cricetidae
Source: RefSeq, a predicted model, not a curated record
UUCUGCAGGACACAGAAGAAAGUGACUGACAAACUGCCAAUAUAAGUGGAACUGUCUUUAAAAUUUUCUGAUUCAUGAAAAAGUCUGCCAAAUACUAUGGGUUUGUAGGCUGAAGGUCUGGGCGGCCGAGAAACAAACAAGUGGUCUCCGCCUACAAGCUUACCUGCCUCUUUCCCUUGUUUUCUAUUAAUAGAAAACAGAAUACAUUCGUGUUCACAGAUAUGUCCCAGGCAAGCAAAACACACCUUGAUGAACUCCAGAUAAAACGUCUGGAGGAGAUGUGUAUUGUCAUUGACAAGCAGGAUCAGAUUAUUGGAGCUGAAACCAAGAGAAACUGUCACCUAAUGGAAAACAUUGAGAAGGGCCUGUUACACCGAGGCUUCAGCGUCGUCCUCUUCAACACCAAAAACCAGCUCUUGGUCCAGCAGAGAGCAGAUGCCAAGUACACAUUUCCCGGACAUUUUACAGACUCCUGUUCUAGUCACCCUUUAUACGUGCCCGAUGAGCUGGAAGAGAAUGCCUUGGGAGUGAGGAGAGCAGCCCUGAGACGCCUGCAGGCUGAGCUGGGCAUCCCUCAGGAGCAGAUUUGCAUAAAGGACAUAAUUUUUAUGAACCGAAUCUACCACAAGAGUCCUUCUGAUGACAUCUGGGGAGACCAUGAGAAUGGCUAUCUUCUGCUGGUGAGGAAAGACCUUGUGCUGAACCCAGACGCCAGGGAAGUAAGAAGCUACUGCUACAUGAGCCUGGAGGACCUGCAGGAGCUCCUGGACAGGGGAGCCCUUGGAGAAGUGAAGAUCACCCCGUGGUUUAGAACCAUCAUAGAAGGCUUCCUGUUCCCUUGGUGGCCUUCUUUAGAGGAUGUGUCUCCAUUCAUUGAGCCUGACAAGAUAUAUGGACUGUGAGCAAUAUGGAAAAGUAAUGUUCACAGCAGGGACUGGGGUUGAGAUGAUGCGGCAGUUGAGAGCACUUGGAGAGAACCGGAGUCCCAUUCCCAGCAUCCGCAUGGUGACUCAUGCUAUCCGUAACUUCAGCUACAGAGGACCUUACACUCUUACAACAUUUGUAGGUACCUGGCAUGCACAAUGUGCUGUAUGUACAGACAGAAGCAAAUAACUCAGACACAUAAAAACUUAAACACACAUAAAAAAAAAAAAAGUAGGGUCCAUCACUAAUCCGUGGUUAGAAUGGCAUGGGCUACAGAAAGUAAGCUCUAAUAUUCUUCCAUCGUUAAUUUGCUUCCUUUUCCUCUCCACCUCUUAAGAAUUGUCAGCUGACACCUAUGGAAAUUGUCACUUUUCUCUUAACCCCCCACCCGGUGGUUUCAUGCUCCUCCCUCUGGAGUCCUGCUCACUUCUCACCAUGUCCAGUGCUCUACAGGUGACCUCUGCACCUGGCGAUUACAAGCAUAUGGUGUACGAGAGUUAAUAUGGAAAACAAAGGACUUGGUUAGUUUUCAUUGGGGCCACAAAUUUUACAGGGACGAUCUGUGGAGCCGAUGAGCAUGAUCAGUUAGUUACUUCCUGCUGUAUUUUUACCCCAGUCAGUGCUGAACCCCAGCACAAAACGUGUCUUGUACAUAUAAAAUAAUGACAAAAAUCAAAGUUUAAUGUCCCUUAGUAUAGAUCAAGGAGUUAAUUUGUAUGGUAAAAUGUUAUUAUGGAUAUACUUAUUAAUAAUGACCAAAACUUGUAAUCUUUACUAUGCAAAUUUUAUUAAAAGAUUCAGUCAUCAGAAAAUUUGGAAAACAAAAAUCUACCUUACUGAUUUCUCAUUAUUUGCAUAAUGAAGAACUUCUAUUCCACUGCUUCUCAAACUCUUUGCUAUCUGUAGUUGUACUAGAUAAUCUUUUCUUUUUUUUCUAAGAUAGUCUCACUAUGUACCCCUGGCUGUCCUAAAA